AUGGUGGAUUACUUUCUCCGGGAAUUCGAAUCGCGGAAUUUAAAUCGCGGUAGCAGAUUAGGUUCAAAGGGCGCUAUUGCGAAAAGUUUUGCCGACCUUAUGAAACGCCUGUGGUCACCGGACACUACAGAGAAUGUCAUCAGUCCUCAUGAACUUAAGAGGGCGAUAGACGAGCAUUAUCCCGAGUUUGUUGGAGAUGAGCAGCAUGAUGCCCAUGAGUUGAUGAUGGAUCUCCUUGACGUUCUGCAUGAGGACUUAAACAAGGCUCAACCGCAACACAACACCGAAUUGAAAGAUGCCGGUGACCGUCCCGACGAAGAGGUUGCCAAGGCGGUCUGGGAAAGGUUCAAGAAGCGUAACGACUCCGUGAUUGUUGACUUAUUUUACGGCAUGCUCAAGUUGACGGUCGUCUGUCCUACCUGCAACUGCGAAUUCCGAGCCUUCGACCCUUUUGCCUCACUCAGCCUGCCUCUUGACGUCUUCCUCACUAAUGCACUCAUCUUCUCCUCCUACAAGGACAAAUUAGAAAGUAUAGAUUGUCGUAUUUACGUACCUCAGUUUUGUUCGCCCGAGACACUGCUCCCUUACAUUAACCUGGUGCGGCAACCACGAGAGCACUGCAAAUAUGUUAUAACUACACGCGAUAAAGACGACUUGCAAAUGGUUGAACCGGGGGAAACAUUACAGUUUCCAAUGGGAGACUAUACACUUGUGGCCUUUGAGGUCCGUAUUGAAAAGGAAAAAACUAAUUCGAAGACGACAAAAUCUACAAAUGGACCGUAUACAAACCCUGAGGAGACCAUGCGUGAUGUUCUUCAAGUAAUCAAUGCAUUUCUAGCCAACGUGGGAUCCAAAGAAAAGGCUGAACUAUCAGACAAGCUCAUAAACAAAGCUACUCUCAUCUCUUACAGAGCCCUCGAAAUAUGUAAUUCGAGGCAAGUGAAACACGUGUAUGACCUCGUUGCCGUCAGCAAACACAUGGGUGAACUUGGGAGUGGACAUUACACUGCGUAUGCUAGGAACCGAUACGAAGACAAAUGGUAUGAGUUCGACGAUUCUUUUACGCGUCCCCUCACAGAAGAUCCUCUUGUACGUCCGUUAUAUUUCGAGCCCUGCUGA
This is a messenger RNA of Dibothriocephalus latus, 1119 nucleotides long. The record is from the annotation of a GenBank genome assembly. NCBI's taxonomy places the organism in Eukaryota, Metazoa, Platyhelminthes, Cestoda, Diphyllobothriidea, Diphyllobothriidae.